AUGGUGUGGAGAAACCAGAACUUUAGCUCUGACUUCAUCCUGCUAGGAAUCUUUGAUCACAGCUUCACCCACACCUUCCUCUUUUCUCUGGUCUUGGGCAUCUUCACGGUGGCCUUCAUGGGAAACACUACUAUGAUUCUUCUCAUUUACUUUGACACCCAGCUUCACACACCCAUGUACUUCCUCCUCAGCCAACUCUCCCUUGUGGACCUUAUGCUCAUCUGCACCACUGCACCCAGGAUGGCCUUCAACUAUUUGUCUGGCAGGAAGUCAAUAUCACUGGCAGGUUGUGGAGCUCAGAUAUUCUUCUAUGUGUCCUUGCUUGGAGCUGAAUGUUUCCUGUUGGCUGUCAUGGCCUAUGACCGCUAUGUGGCUAUAUGCCACCCACUUCGAUACACCAUCCUCAUGAAUCAGAAACUCUGUGUACUCAUGACUGUUGCUUCCUGGAUCCUGGGCUCUCUUGAUGGUAUUAUUGUGCUUGUAGAAGUCCUGUCACUCUCUUACUGGAGCUCUCUAGAAAUUCAUCACUUUUUCUGUGAUGUUGCUGCCCUUUUCCCUCUAUCUUGCAACGACACCUCUGCUUUUGAAAGACUGCUUUUCAUCUGCUGUGUGGUGAUGCUAAUAUUACCAGUCUCUGUGAUCAUUAUUUCCUAUUCACAUGUCCUCCGAGCUGUCAUCCGCAUGAGCUCUACAGAAAGUCACCACAAAGCCUUCACCACCUGUUCCUCCCACCUGUCUGUGGUUGGACUCUACUAUGGUGCUGCCAUGUUCAUGUACAUGAGACCAGCUUCUAACCACACACCAGAUCAGGACAAGAUAGUAUCUGCCUUCUACACCAUCCUCACCCCCAUGCUGACCCCUCUCAUCUACAGCCUCUGCAACAAAGAAGUGUCCAGGGGACUUCAGAAACUACUGAGGAAAGCAAAGUUAAUGUAA
Callorhinus ursinus (northern fur seal) is the source of this 936-nucleotide messenger RNA. Its product is annotated as olfactory receptor 2M4-like. Gene Ontology annotation, biological process: G protein-coupled receptor signaling pathway. The record is from RefSeq and is a predicted model, not a curated record. Gene Ontology annotation, molecular function: olfactory receptor activity; G protein-coupled receptor activity. NCBI's taxonomy places the organism in Eukaryota, Metazoa, Chordata, Mammalia, Carnivora, Otariidae. Gene Ontology annotation, cellular component: membrane.